AUGAAUUACAAUUCAUCCUUGAACAAUCCAUUAAAUACAGCUGCUUCAAACAAGUUGAACGGUUUGACAGGACCGCUAAUGUUCGAUUCAGAUGGAGUCCGAAGGUAUUUCAAACUCGACUUGUUGAAUCUUCAUGAAACGGGCUUGGCGAAGGUUAGCACCUGGAAUUCCUUUCGAGGCUUCGACGAGUUGAAUCUCGCCAAUGAAGUCGCCAUGGAGCACUUCAAAGUUCUCAUCACCAUAAAUCCGCCAUAUGCACACAAAGUCAAUCAUUCGAAAAGCUUGACGGGGAACGCUCGUUACGAGGGCUUCGUUAUCGACCUUAUCAAGACCCUCGACAAGGAGUUGAUAUAA
This is a messenger RNA of Phymastichus coffea, 354 nucleotides long. RefSeq names its product glutamate receptor ionotropic, kainate 1-like. NCBI's taxonomy places the organism in Eukaryota, Metazoa, Arthropoda, Insecta, Hymenoptera, Eulophidae. The record is from RefSeq and is a predicted model, not a curated record. Bases 1 to 354 code for a protein of 117 amino acids. The transcript has 3 exons.